Molecule: messenger RNA, 4130 nt
Organism: Liolophura sinensis
Lineage: Eukaryota; Metazoa; Mollusca; Polyplacophora; Chitonida; Chitonidae
Exons: 7
Coding region: 230-2386 (718 amino acids)
Biological process (GO): transmembrane transport; monocarboxylic acid transport
Molecular function (GO): monocarboxylic acid transmembrane transporter activity
Source: RefSeq, a predicted model, not a curated record
UUAACGAAAUGUUGUAGUUUGUAAUUUUGCCUGUCUCAAUUCAUGAACUGCGCAUCUUGAAUACGCAAACGCGGCUCUGAAUCCGCACUAUGAUCUCACGUCAUGGCCGUUGAGAAACGGGCUAGGAGUUGCUGGUUCCGAAUGUCUUCACGAAUCCCACUCAGGGGCCUCAUGUAGGGUGAACUUCUCCAAGUAGGAGAACUUGUACUACAGCCUGCAGAAAGGCAUCAUGGUCUCUGCCAAUUCCAAAGAGGUAGGGUCCAGCAAGGACCCCGAACAGGACUGCCUGGACCCCUCAGACCAGAAUGCUCCCAGACUGGUGGAGCCUGUGGAUGGAGGUUACGGCUGGGUCAUCGUCUUCGCCUCUUUCAUGUGUAUGGUUAUAGUGGAUGGUGUGAGCUUUUCUUACAGUAUCUUCAACCUGGAGAUCAGAAAACACUUUGAUGUGAAACUCUCUCAGUCCACAUGGGUUGGUUCGCUGCUGUUUGGCUGUUACUUAGUGGCUGGUCCCUUUGUAAGCAUGUUGGCCAACAAGUAUGGAUGUCGUCGGAUUACAAUGGUGGGAGCAGUAAUCUCUUGUGUGGCAUUUGUACUCAGUGUUUUCUCUCCCAACAUCGAGAUGCUCAUUGUCACUUACGGAAUACUGGGUGGUAUCGGUUUUGGCCUGAUCUACCUGCCAGCUAUCGUGAUUGUGGGUUACUGGUUUGAGAAGAAGAGGGCCUUUGCUACGGGUAUUACUGUGUGUGGGUCCGGCAUUGGAGGGUUCAUAUUCCCGGCCAUCAGUGUGUAUUUAUUGGAGGAGUAUGACUGGCGGGGGGCUACGGCUAUCCUGGCUGGAAUCAUCCUUAACUGUGCUGUUCUUGGAGCAUUAUUCAGGCCACUGGAGCCUCCCAAAGUACGGCGAAUGAAACGCGGGGUCGUCCAUAGAGGACUCAUCAUGAAAGCCUUAAUUGAAGAGAAAAAGAGACAAAGAACUAUCUCCAAUGGUUCGCUUGACAAUUGUAUUAUUACAAAAGACAACAGAGUGAUUAAAAUAGACCAGAUCAGCAUCAGAAGUCGGAACGGGCUGAUUCCGAGAAUUAAAGAAACUCUGGGAUUCAGCUCAAAGAGUUUGAAUAAGAGUAAAAACAGCCUAGUCCUGCCUGGGAUACCAGUAUAUAUAGAAAAUGGGACAAUUACUGGAGGGGUGUAUCGUCCGGCCAGCCGGGGCACUUCACAGCGACUGACAGCCAUACCGCCACACAUGCGCUCGGCAAUGCGACCUCAGGUGCCAUCUAGCAGCACCAGUACUGUCGGGGAGGAGGACGGGGCUAAGGGUGUGAUGAAUGGGAACUGUAAUGUGCCUAAGGCCCAGAGCUAUGACACAAUUCCACUCAGCAAUCAGUGGGACAGUCUAAUGGAUGUCCCCCUCAACACCUGUAAAAAAAGUCUCAGUUGUAACUCAAUGAAUAACCACCACAAGGUUUUGGCAAGCAGUUUUGUAAAUAUGCCUGUAACUGCGUGUGGGUCAAUGUACUCUUCACAAGUAAAACUAGUACGAUCUGCACGGUCCUUGUACGAUAGUCAAGGAAACAAGAACAGUGUGGCUGUGGGCACGGCACUAGUUGCAGGUAGCGUGCUGAGUGUGCCCCAGUACAGUGCCAGCAUUCAGAGCUUGGAAUACAUGUACCCAGAAGAACCCUCUUGUAUGGCCAGUGCUUUACAGGUUGUCAAGAGGAUAUUUGAUGUAUCCUUGCUGAAGAGUCCCAUGUUUGCCUUACUCUGUAUCCUCAGUACAAUGAGCAUGUUAGGGUUUUUCAUUCCCUUCAUAUACAUCCAGCCCUUUGCAGAGACGGUAGUGGGCGUGGAUACCAAGGAUUCUGCCUUCCUCUUGUCCAUCAUUAGCAUUGCUAACACGGUAGGCCGGGUGAUUUCAGGCUGGGUCGCUGACCGCCCUUGGGCCAACUCGCUGAUCAUCAACAACAUGGCGCUUGUUUUGGCUGGACUUCUCACUUGUAUUGUGCCUUUUUGUACAAGCUAUGCCCUGCUUUCGGCUUUUUCCGUCUGCUUUGGAAUAUGCAUAGCAACAUUUGUGUCUCUGCGCUCAAUUUUGCUGGUGGACCUUCUUGGGCUCGAAAAGUUGACAAACUCAUUUGGGUUGCUGAUUCUGUUUCAGGGGGUAGCCACCAUGGCUGGCUCACCUUUAGCGGCGACCGUCUUCGAAUCCACAGGGAAUUUGAAUGACUCCUUCUACAUGGCUGGAGCUCUCAUAAUACUGUCUGGAGCACUGGGGUUUCCUCUGCGCAAAAUAAAAGACUGGGAAGAGUCGCGGAGAGCCCCUCCUUUACCGGAGAGUGUUCCCGUGACAGAAACCAUCCAUCUGGAGUCUGUGGACACGGACAUUUGAACUGGCGUGCUGUGUUUUGUGAAGACAUUCACUGAAGCAAUAUGCCUGUGCUUGUUAAUAUGGGAGACGCACACUAAUGAACAUACAAAUGCAUAUAUACAGAGAUUCAUAUAUACAAAUAUAUAUAUAUUACACAUAGUAUUUUUAAAUUCUCAGUGUAAACUUGGAUUAUGCGAUAGUUGUUGGACUGGCUACCCUCUAGUGUUCUGUGCGAUGAAAAGAGCAGAUGUCAUGACCCCUGACCUCUGACCUGACCUGCUCUUCUUUAGUCGGGCAGCUCUGUGAGUGAGUGUAGGCCGCAGAUGGUGAUGGUGAAUGCAGGAUGCUGACAGCUAGGUGCUCCAGAUUUGCUAUGUUGUAUUUGCCAGCCACUUGUCAUAGGAGGAGCUGUCCUGUCAUAGGGACCAUGGUAGCAUAAUACUUGAAAUGAGAGAAAGGCAGACAGAGAGAGAAAGAGAGGAGGUGGAUGGGUGGAUUCGGUCAAUACCAACAGGGUUAACUGCACCCGAUAUUUGGUGGUUCUGGACUGUAGACAAGUUUUCGCAACACACUGUCAUUUUUUCUCUUGGUUUGUCAAUAUUUGCUGGUAUGUUUGUCUACAUGUAUAUAGAUGUGAGCUAUAUAUCUUUUAACAUCUCUCAUACAAUUGGAGGCAGUGUGUGCCAGUGAUAUUGUCAAUGUCAUUUUGCUGACUAUUUUCUCCACUGUCCUGCAUGAGGUUACCCUUGAUCCAUGAUCUUACCCUUGAUCAGUGAUCUUACCCUUGAUCCAUGAUCUUACCUACCAUUUGGGCACUUACAACUGGCCAAGUGAUUCCUGGAUAACGCCAGUACUUAAUCAUGCACACACAUGUUUCACUCUAAGUGUUCACUGAAGAAGCUCUGUAAUUGUUGUGUUCUUGAUGGUUGUUUUCUUUCUGCUGUUCAAUUUAUUUCUUUAAUAUAAAAAGUGCAUGCUCUUUAAAUCUACUUGAAAAGUUUUUAGCUCAUGAAGUAGAUAAGUUUAUUAAUAUUUUCUUUCAUUUUGUUGGAAUAUUCAUGCAAUAACCAUAUACAUUAAUAAAAGUCGAUGAGUCUUUUUCAUGGUUAGUGAUUAAAUCUCCUAUUAGGUCAUGGAUAAAUCUGGUUAAUGUGGACUGACUGCAGACUGCUGAAGGGAGGUAACUCUGUGUGUAGUCUUACUUGUAACAGGUUAUGAAUUGCCUUAAGUCUGUUAAGUCUGUGUAGUGCUCUUGAGAUAUAGUCAUAUUGUUUUCCUUUAUACAUGUAUUUUGUGUAUUUUGUAUAUUUGUUUUAUUCCAUAGAAGAAGUGAUAUUAGGGAGUAGGAGAGAAGUCUCCUCUGUGAAUGGUUUACCUGUGCAUACGUGCACUUAGAUCAUGUAGCCUUCAGUUCUGUUGUCUGUUAGUCAUCAGAUAUUUUCCUGCAUUGGGUGUGGGGGGAGACUUGAAUGUGAAGGUGAAAAUAUGGCAGUGUUGCCUUGAUUUAGUAGUAUGUUGCACAGUUUUAGGUGAAUGAUCCUGGAUGUAUUAUUUUCUUGGUUUAUCAAAACCUGUUACAACAUUGUCUGUUGUUGUUAUUGCUGCUUUUAGUGCUUGUGAGUUAGUCAGAUCCUUUGUUUUGAUCCAUUUUGUUAAAUAGGUUUGACACUCCAGUAUUUAUUACUUGUGCUAUUGUAGCCUGAUUUUUCUCUGGUAAAAAUCACCCCCUCCCCUCCUGCCCACAGUCUCGGCCCACCCCUUCCCC